UAGAAAGGUAAGCAAUCGAAGCUACCAUUAGAGGCAGAAAAAAGAAAGACAGUGAAAAUCACUGACCCAGAAAGCUAGCCUCCUUAACUAGCAGUGCAUCACUUGCUUGCAUUGUGAAGCAAAAUCUCUCUCUCUCUCUCUCUAUAUAUAUAUAUACACUCCAAAGGUUGUGAUUUGUGAAGAUUAUUUUGGGAAUUGCAAGCAUUACAUGCUUUGAUAGCAGUUCUUCUCUUCCUUCUUCUAUAUAUAUGCUGUAGCAAUCAUCAUGCCUUGCCUAUUCUACUGAAAGGGAGGAUUUAGAUAUCAUCAUCACAUUCAUAAUUUGUGAUUUUGACCCAAAAAGAAGCUGGAAUGAAGGGAAGAUUCUUGUGCUUUCUGAUUGUUCUCCAAUCAGUGAGUUGGGUUUCUGUAGCUAAGAGGCCUUUUUCUCCAGAUCAUGCCAUGUCCCAUCCAGGUACAAAUGAGUCAGCAGCACCAAAGUAUCCACCACCCUAUACUACUAUAGAGUCAGAAAAGAAGAUGAAGUCAUUGGAAAAUUGGAAAGCAGUGAAGAAAAUAGGGUCAAGUCCACCAAGCUGUGAGCACAAGUGCUAUGGUUGCACACCAUGUGAAGCCAUUCAAGUUCCCAGCACCGGCAAGCGCACCCAUUUAGCCAUUCACUACGCCAAUUAUGAGCCUGAGAGCUGGAGAUGCAAGUGUGGUCCCUUCUUCUAUAGCCCAUGAUUAAUUAAUUAAUUCAUUUUGUUCAUAUCAUCAUAUCCAAUUCAAUGUAUAAUUUUAUUUGCUUUUUCUCUCUGUACCAACCACAUAUGUAAAAUACAU
Molecule: messenger RNA, 822 nt
Organism: Arachis duranensis
Lineage: Eukaryota; Viridiplantae; Streptophyta; Magnoliopsida; Fabales; Fabaceae
Product: EPIDERMAL PATTERNING FACTOR-like protein 6
Exons: 3
Coding region: 352-723 (123 amino acids)
Biological process (GO): guard cell differentiation; stomatal complex development
Source: RefSeq, a predicted model, not a curated record